UCAAAUAUUAACUUGAGAGAGGAGAGGCCUGGGGAAGGAAAGAAGGAAGGAAGAGAAAAAUGAGGGAGAAGAUGAGGCUCUGGAAGCGGGCCUCCGGGGCGCUGAAGGACCGCAACAGCUUGUUGGUGGCCAGCCUGGCCCGGCGGACGGCGCUGCGGAACCGGGACAUCGAGGCCGCGGUGAUCAAAUCCACCAGCCACGACGACUCACGCGUCGACUACCGGAACGCCCAGAGGGUCUAUUCAUGGAUUCGCAUGUCCCCCGCCUACUACUUCCAGCCCUUCGCCUCCGCCCUCAACGCCCGCAUGUCCAAGACGCGCAGCUGGGUGGUGGCGCUCAAGGGCCUCAUGCUCAUGCACGGCGUCGUCUGCUGCCGCGUCCCCGCCGUUCAGAAGGUUCCCCGCCUCCCCUUCGAUCUCUCCUCCUUCUGCGACGGCCACCUCCCCUUCGCCAAGUCCUGGCCCUACAACGCCUUCAUCCGCGCCUACUACGCCUACCUCGACCAGAGGUCGGCGUUCACCUCCGUGGAUUUGCAGGAGCGUGAGGCGCGGAGCAGAUUGGGUCGAGAGGCGCCGAUCGUGUGGGACCUUCGCAGGCUUCAGAGACUGCAGGGGUUGCUCGACACGCUGCUUGAGAUCAAGCCCCAGACGGAAGGAAGGAUCGAACUUGUCGUGCUUGAGGCCAUGGAUUGCAUCGUCAUCGAGAUUUACGAUAUCUAUAGCAGAAUCUGCAACGGAGUGGCCAAGGUUCUGGUGCGAAUAUGUUCGGCUGAGAAAGGCGAGGCGGCCGUGACUCUCAAGGUUCUGCAGAAAUCCAUCUUCCAGGGCGAGCAGCUGUCGUCGUUCUUCGAGUAUUGCAAAGGCAUCGGCGUCUUGAACGCUUCGGAAUGCCCAAAGGUGGAGCGAGUCCCAGAAGAAGACAUCCGAGAAUUGCAGCGCAUGAUCAUGGAUCCACCAGAGGAGAAAGCGAUCAUCGUGAGCGAGACGCGAGUGGAUUCGGUUACCGGCGUCUUGCAGACGGUGAUCACAGCCAAUUGGGAGGUAUUCGAUGAAGACUCGGCCAAGGCCGGUGCGAAGAUUGAUUCUGCAGCAGGCGCUUUGAUUCCGGUUCCAGCUGAUCAACAACGAUCAAAGGCAUUAAACGGUCAUCAUCAUCAUCAAGAGCUUCCGGAUUUGAUUAGUUUCUAAAGAUCGAUGAUUGUUGGAGUCGGUUGGGAGGAUGCACUUGCUUUGGGACUUAAACUGAUCAAGAAAUUCCUAGAGAACCUCUCAAUAGUCUAUACAGACGCGCGCACAUAUAUAUAUAUAUAUAUGAUGAGAGGAAGAAACAGUAGAAAUACAGAGUGUAUAGAGAGAUGCAUACGUAUGCGCAUGUAUCAGUUUGUGUCGCCAAUUUUGGAGUUUCUUGAUUUCACAUUACGUACGCUCUCUUAUAUUUUUCUUCUUCAUCCUUACGUAGCUUCUGUAGUGUAAUAUGGACGUAGUAGGAAAAAGGGCAUACUAUACUGGGCAUCAUCAUCAUCA
Messenger RNA from Diospyros lotus (date-plum), 1523 nucleotides. RefSeq names its product putative clathrin assembly protein At1g25240. The record is from RefSeq and is a predicted model, not a curated record. Gene Ontology annotation, cellular component: clathrin-coated pit; clathrin-coated vesicle. Lineage: Eukaryota; Viridiplantae; Streptophyta; Magnoliopsida; Ericales; Ebenaceae. Gene Ontology annotation, biological process: clathrin coat assembly; vesicle budding from membrane; clathrin-dependent endocytosis. The coding region runs from base 60 to 1187 and encodes 375 amino acids. The transcript has a single exon. Gene Ontology annotation, molecular function: phosphatidylinositol-4,5-bisphosphate binding; SNARE binding; clathrin heavy chain binding.